AUGCUGGCGCUCUCCGGCCUACUCACCUGCUGCUGCGGAGGCGGCGGCGGCGGCUGCGGCGGGCCUCUGCGCCUCAUCAAGGAGGCCACGAGGAGAUCCGUACGUACUCGCUUCGAGGCCUGCCUGCCGCCCGGAGGACCACCCGAAGCCAUAUGGCUGCCCCACGCGGACGAAGGUCGUCGGCACCCGGAGGAGGAGGGGAAGAAGCAGCCGAGGAGAAGGGGGCGCCGCGCGGAUCAGGGGAAAGCCGCUUCUGCAUCAGCGGCUCCUAAUGUCAUGCAGGCUGGCCGGCCACCGCCGCCGUCGCCGCUGAAGCAGCGUGUGGAGAUGGCGCAAAGCCUCGGUGGGGAGGUCACCCCUGUGGGCGCGUGGGCGGAGCCGCGCCCCUCGCUCCAGGAAGCGUGGGAGGCGCCAAAGGGCAAAGGUCAACUGUGCGCCUUCACACCGUUCGGCUCGGCUCAGCCCGUCGCCCGGCAACGAGCAAUCUCAAAGCCGCCACUCCCCCAUGGCCCUUCUCGCCAGAUCAGCUCAUUGCCGGUUGUGGUGGUGGUGGUGGUGGUGGUGGUGGUGGUGGUAUUAGAGGCAGUGGAGUUGGCCGUGCCGGUGGCGGCGGCGGCGGCGGCGGUUGCAGAUGUGUGGGUGUCUGCGAAUAGCCACCAUCCGGCGGCGGCGCACCCGGGCGCGGGCCUCGCGGGCCCGCUGGCGCACCUGCCCAAGGAGGCGGCCGACGGCGCCUCGGAGACGCGCGAGAUCGAGGUGCGCGACGUGGUGAAGGAGGGCCACGAGAAGGCCGACCCCUCGCAGUUCGAGCUGCUCAAGGUGCUGGGCCAGGGCUCCUUCGGGAAGGUGUUCCUCGUUCGCAAGGUGGUGGGCAAGGACACCGGUACCCUCUACGCCAUGAAGGUGCUCAAGAAGGCCACGCUCAAAGUGCGGGACCGCAUGCGCACCAAGACGGAGCGCAACAUCCUCGUGGACGUGCGCCACCCGUUCAUCGUGCGCCUGCACUACGCCUUCCAGACAGAGGGCAAGCUGUACCUGAUCCUGGACUUCCUGCGCGGCGGAGACCUUUUCACGCGCCUCGCCAAGGAGGUUAUGUUUACAGAAGAAGAUGUUAAAUUCUAUCUAGCUGAGCUAGCACUGGCGUUAGAUCACAUCCACAGCUUGGGCAUUAUUUAUCGUGAUCUCAAGCCUGAGAACAUCCUACUUGACGCAGAUGGGCACAUAUCUUUAACUGACUUUGGCCUCAGUAAGCUUCCACUAGAUGACCAAAAAGCAUAUUCAUUUUGUGGAACAGUGGAAUAUAUGGCUCCUGAAGUUGUUAAUAGAAAAGGUCAUUCCUUUGCUGCCGAUUGGUGGUCAUUGGGUGUAUUGAUGUUUGAGAUGCUGACUGGAACAUUGCCCUUUCAAGGGCCAAAUCGUAAGGAAACAAUGACCCAGAUUCUCAAAGCCAAACUCGGCAUGCCACAGUUCCUAUCGCCAGAGGCACAAGCACUUUUACGGGCUUUAUUCAAGAGGAAUCCUGCUAAUCGUCUCGGUGCAGGUCCAGAAGGGGUAGAAGAAAUCAAAUCGCAUUCAUUUUUUGCUACCAUUGAUUGGGAUAAGUUGUAUCGUAAAGAAAUUCAACCACCAUUCAAACCUGCUGUCAGCCGAGCAGAUGAUGCCUUUUACUUUGAUAAAGAAUUCACUUCAAAGACGCCAAAAGAUUCACCAGGUGUACCACCUAGUGCAAAUGCACAUGAAUUGUUUAGAGGAUUCAGUUUCAUUGCUCCUUGUUUGCUAGAAGAACAAGCAAAUUCUGUACCAGAACGUGCAAGUGAAGUGUUGUCAAAUAAGUUAAUGUAUGUCAAACCAAAUUCAAUAAGUGAUGAGUACGAACUCAAAGAAACCAUAGCAAUGGGAAGUUAUUCAGUUUGUAGAUUAUGUGUUCACCGAGCAUCAAGAACAGAGUAUGCAGUGAAAGUUAUUGAUAAGUCUAAAAAAGAUUGUCAAGAAGAAGUAGAAAUUUUACUUCGAUGGGGUCAUCAUCCUAAUAUAGUCACAUUAAGAGAUGUUUAUGAGGAUGACAGAUCAGUGUAUCUGGUCAUGGAACUAAUGCGAGGGGGAGAAUUGUUGGACAGAAUUCUUAGGUUAAAAUUUUUCUCUGAGCGAGAAGCCAGUGCUGUUAUGCACAUUAUAGUAACGACAGUUCAGUACCUGCAUCAACAUGGGGUUGUCCAUCGUGACCUGAAACCCUCAAAUAUAUUAUACGCAUAUGAUACAGGAAAUCCUGAAGCACUUCGCAUCUGUGAUUUUGGUUUCGCUAAACAGUUGAGAGCAGAAAAUGGACUCCUUAUGACUCCUUGUUACACAGCAAAUUUUGUUGCUCCAGAAGUUCUCAAGAGACAGGGCUAUGAUGCCGCUUGCGAUAUCUGGUCGCUAGGAAUUUUGUUAUACACCAUGUUGGCUGGCCAAACUCCAUUUGCCAAUCAUGCAGCUGAUUCACCUGGUGAUAUACUUCGUCGUAUUGGUGAAGGCAGAAUUGAUCUAGAAUCAGGAAACUGGCUGUCAGUAUCAACUGAAGCUAAGGAUCUUGUACAAAAAAUGCUACAUAUAGAUCCAAAUAGGCGUCCUACAGCAAGUCAGGUACUACAACACGACUGGAUCCAACACCGCAAUCACUUACCUACAAGACGUCUGCAACUUCAGGAAGCAAGUGUUGUCAAGGGAGCAAUGGCUGCAACAUAUCGUGCCAUGAACCAGAAACCUAGAUCUCCUAAUCUUGGACCUGUUGCAAUGUCUGAGCUAGCAAGACGUAGACGGAAGUCUCGCCCUAAAUCGUCUACAGAAGUUUGAAUUCAAGUUCUGGAAAAAGCUGUGUCCCUGUGAAGAAUCAUAUAGUGUUUCACUGUGAGAUGAACCUAAAUGAGAAGGCCUUAUUUGUGGAUCACUUCACAACCAUACAAACAAGAGUGGAUUCCAGUAUUAAGAAUAUCAUUGUUGAUAAAUUUUCUUAGACUCUGUGAAUAACACCAUUUUCAGGGGAUUUUUCUCUGGAUAUAAAGGCUGCAGAUGUACUUGCUUUAGUAUAAAUAUUGUUAAAAUACAGUGGAAGCCAUAGUGGAGAACAAGUCAUUCCAACUAGUAGUAAAAUGCUCAGAAGCUCUAUCUGUUUUGCAAGGAAUUUGAAAAGUGUAUUUUGUAAUCCAGUAUCUACAUAAAGCUAUCAAAACUCUGAGACUGUAGGAAUGUGAAUUCCUCCAUAAUGCACAAACACUAUUGAUAUCACUUUAAUGUCACAUAAAUUAACAAUGCUGUAACAUUGGGAAUUUCAUGGUAUAUGAAUGUGUGACUGGAAAUAUCAAUUUUAAUAUAAAAGUUUCAUAUUGAUGAGAAUUUGUUAGAAAUAUUUGAUGAGAUUUGAUUUUAAUUUUUGUAGAAUGUAUUUUCUUUUACAAAUGCAACAUUCUCUUCCAGAUGACUAAUUCUUUUGUGUCGUAAUGUUACAUUGUCAUCUCAUGGUGGUAGGAGGUUGUAACAAUUUAAGUGAAGAAAUGUCAUUCUAUGCAUUGAUAUAUUAAUUCCAUAAGAUAAUUGUAAAAUACAAAUUGUAUUGUAAAUACAUCAAAAAUAUAGAUGUUCCUUUUGUAACACAUAAUAUUGUUUAACAUCGUUCUUCAAAAUAUUCAUGAUUUAAUGCCUCCUCUCUUAGAGAUUCUGCAUAAAUUGUGUGUUUCAAAUUCUGCUGGCUAGAAAACAUUGUGGGUUUUAUUCACAAGAACCUUCCUUUUGAGCAACAUGUAGUUGUAAAUGGGUUCCACUGUAUGUCUUUGGAGUACAAUUUUCUAAGAUACCAGAGUAUUAUCUUCAAAUAUUAUCAUUUUUUGUCUUUUGUGUUAUUUUAAAAUAGUCAAUAGUUUCCUAUUGGGAAUUUUUUAAAAAAUGCAUAAAUCAACAGUUGCCUUCCUUUCCCAUUAACAUUCCUGUAACAAGUUCUUUGAGCUGAUUUACUACUACACUGCAUAAAUGCAACUCCAGUUUCAAAGACUUGACUCCAGAGAUUUCUCUAGGAAUCACUUGUAGAUCUGCUCUUCCUGGUGAUAUGUAAGAGGAAAAUCAAAUGAGAUGUUAUUUUUUCACAAACAGCAUGUACAAAGCUGCCUAGAAGAAUUGAAUAUUUGAAUAUUUUGAUUCUGGUCACACAAGUGUGUGUCUAGUCUUGUGCAAGUCUUUUUUAUAGACCCUUGUGUAAAAGUGGGUCUUACUUGUUUUUCUAGUUAUUGCAUCUAGAGUCCUUAAUUUAAUCACUCCUUCAUUAUGUAAAGUAUUUGUAGCUUUGUACAUAGCAAGGUGGGACAAUAGGAUCACGCAAAGAAAUUCUGGUUGUGAUAAUGUAAAGAUGUUUAUAUUGUGGAACUAUUUGAAAGUUGUUACAUCUUUAUUAUUUUCUUCAUCGCUUAUCAUUAUUUUUAUAGUUAACAUUUUAAGAGUUUAAUGCCACAGUUGUUACAGAGUUCAGUGGCAUGCUUGUUUGCAACAAACAUCAUGGCCAAAUAUCUUAAUUUACUUGCUGGAAGGAGAACCUUACAGUCUGGUAAAUUAGGUCGUUAUUCCAUUAAUGUCUUAUACAUAGCUGUAAAAUGUUUUUGUCUCUUAGUAUUUGUGAUGUGUGUGGUGAAAACAUUAACUUCGUACUGUUACACGUGUGAGAUUUAAUAUGAAUGUGAUUUUACACCUUGUCAUUUAACAAUAUUGAAAUCACAUUUAAAAUGAUAAAAUUUAAAAUAUUUGUGCUUAAUAUUGUAUCUACGAUGUUAAUUUACAUACAGCUAUUACUAUUACUACUAUUUAAAGGUGUUUAUAACAUCAUAAAAUAUAUGUUGCUUGAACAGCUACUUAACGAAAAAGUUAACUUCAUUUUGUACUUUGCAUGUCAAGAAUUGAGUCCCCAAGUUCCUCCAUCUAAAGUUUUCUGUGUGAACACUGAAAUUCAAGAUAUUUAGAAAGCAGUUUUUAAAAUUUAUUGCAAUGUUUAUUGAAUGAAUGAGGAAGUCAAUUAAAAAGUAAAAUAAAUUAUUUGUUACCUCAAUUAAUUUUUUAAAAUAAGUUCAAUGAAACUUAUGAUUUUAAAGAAAAAUUACUUUUAUACACUGAUUUACUCUUUAAUAUUUCUUUAAUGUGUUAGUACUCUGAAUGGGUUUCAGAACAGAAAGAAUUAUUUUCUCCUGAUAUGUAAUAUGUUACUCAUUACUCUUCACAAAUUAAUUUAGUUUGUUUGUUUUUACUUGUUCAGGGAGGUCUCUGUGCAUUGUGUACUUUUGGUUCAGUAAUGAAUUGCAAUAUAAUGUAUUCUAUUCCAUGUAAAAUGAGCAUUUAAGUUAAUUUGUACAAAUGUGAAAGUUGUUUACUUUAUAAGAAUGAGAAGCAGUGUUUUAAGCCUCUUGUAAAUAUUUAUAAGAAAUAGUUAAAAUGACAGUUGUAGCCUUACUCAUGUGCCGGAUGUUUUAAACUGUAGCUUUGCAUGAAUUCCACUUUCCAGAAUUUUUGAAUGCUUGUGUGAGUAACUGCAGUGGUGAUGAAGCCAUUAGUGUUGCUAGUUCAUUGAAUUCUUUCUCUGCAUAUUCUCUACCAACUGUGGUAGAUAAUGUAGGAUGUAUAGACAAAUGUACAAAUGGAGGAAUGAUGUGUAAAUGUGUUAUGAAUUGUUAUCCCGGUACUGUUAAUCAAACUAAAUAUACUUGUCACAUUAAAAUGCUAAAUACAAAUAUUUUUUAUGGAAAGU
Molecule: messenger RNA, 5758 nt
Organism: Gryllus bimaculatus (two-spotted cricket)
Lineage: Eukaryota; Metazoa; Arthropoda; Insecta; Orthoptera; Gryllidae
Source: the annotation of a GenBank genome assembly